CUCCCCUCUUCCCACGCGGGUCUCGCAUUAGGCUCAAGUUACUCACUACCCUUGAGCUUGUGGGCUAGAGGUCGCAGCCACCCAAGGAGUCAUGUCUCCUCCCACUUUGAAUGGUCGCCGAACAAAUUCCCUGGCAUUUGCCAAAACGGAUUGCCAUACGUGCAUUGCUACGCAGAUUCAAUGUGAUAGGCAGCGGCCAAGAUGUUCGGCCUGUUCUGCAAAAAAAAUCGUCUGCGGCGGUUACCCUAUGCAGCUGACAUGGUCCAAGAGCAAACCACAGCAUUCUGGCGCCGUGUUGCCCUCAGAGUACACAGAUGAUCCAUUCUAUAUCGAGCCUUUGUCACGUCAAGCCUCUGUCCAUUUGAUGGGUAACGUCAGUCUGAUUCAAUCUCGCAAACGCCAGAAGUAUACAUUUGUCGCUGAGCACACCCCUGACCAAAAGCAAAUUUCAACGGAGUGUAAUGGAGCUUGUUCGGAGCAGAGCGGUGCCCACGUCGUGGAAGCAAAGUCACCUUCACCUGCGUUUAUUCAACAGAGUAAUGAUAUCGCAGCUGCCACGAUAAUUCAUCCAUAUAUGCUGGGUUGCCCUCCACUUGAAAUUCUUGAUAAUGGAGUUGAGCCUGCUAGCUCCGCCCUCGAACACGAAUAUAGACAUAAUUCCGAGCCGUGUCCAAAUAUCUUUCAUAUCAGUAUUUACUCUGACCCCACCGCUCCAUGGAAAUGGUCUUCUCUCGAGCCUAUAGCUAUCGACAGUGCUGGAGGACUCGGCAAUUCGGAUAAGGAGUACAGCCUAGUCGAACCCUCGACUAUCAUCGAAGAUGAUGCAGCCAGGAACCAGAGAACCCCUGCUUCGAGACCUGAAGAUUCGUGGCAAAUCGUAACACCUUUGAGAGCACCUGUCCUGCAUGAGAGCUUGUUUGACAAGUUCGCAGCUUUGCUUAAUAUGUAUGACCAAGAUUUCUGUGUCAUGCCACUUAGCGGAGAUGUUGCUAGCAAUCCUUUUAGAUGUAGAUCAGAAACUUUCCGUGGAUCGCGUCCCUUGUUACAUGCCGUUAUAGCCGUGUCUUCAUACCAUGCGGGCAGAAUAUCGACUACAGGCGACUACCCACCAUUCUUCGAUCAUCAAAACACAGCUGUCAGGUUGUAUCGCGAUGCAUUAGACACCUGCAUAGAAUCUACAUCAGGAUUACAGCUUCUUGAUACGGCAAUGGUAAUAUUUCUACUCAAUGCAACACACGCUGCCUUUAACAAUUGGGCUACUCAGAUUUCUGAUGCUUGGAAGCUUCUCCGGCUGUCUGGAGGGCCAGAGAGCUGGGUUGAUAACCGAAGAAUUCAAGCGCAGGUGGUCAUGAUUUUAUGGUGGGAUGCAACAAUAGCCCUGGUCUCAAGACAAGGGCCUAUACUCCCAUAUUCAUAUUUUCAAGCUCUCCUAACUCUGGAAGACGAUAAUCAUUGGAGUUUUUUUAGUCUCAUUGGGUGCCCUAGACAACUUGUUGUUCCCCUGAUGCAGUUGGCACGUCUUGCCGAGGAAAAUGAGAAGGCUGCAUCAAUGCACUGUGCACGAUUUGACCCAACACUUGUCGACGAGAUUCAGGCUUCCAUAAUCAACUGGGAAAAUCCCAGCUUCGAGUUCGAAGACGAUUUACCGGAAGAAAAAAUACAGCAGCAACGAGACGAAUGGAACUGCGUUGAGGCUUGGAGAUAUGGCCUCUUGAUCUACAUCAUAAGGGUGUUUCAAUGGGAUCGAACCAGGAGUCCGCCUUCAAGACUCAUCGGGUAUGCAAGACAUGUCUUUGAACAUGUUUAUUCUUGUCGGAAAACUGCCGUAGUGCAAAAACAGUUGCUCCUUCCACUCUUUUUCGGUGGCUGUGAAACCAAGGACCAGUAUUUUCGAAGGAGUAUUCGCGAUUAUUGCCGGUAUUGGGACAAAGCCAGUGGUUAUAACCUCUUUAGGACCGCGUCUUCCUUGCUUGAGGAUAUAUGGCAAGAGCUAGACAGAUCUCCUUAUGACGACGUUUGGUGGGGCUCUGUCGUCGACAAGAAACAAGACCUCUACCAGUUUCCGUUGUAUCCGAUGCAAUUUUGCUUUGGAUAAUCAUUUUAUUUCUCCAGGCACAACUCUUAUAAAACUCCUUUCCAUUCAGCAGUGUGUAAUAAUGACAGAGCACAUAAAUUCACGUUCCCAAGCGCCCGUUUGGUCCUGUCCCAAUCUGGCUUCCCAACAAGGCUUCCAGUUAUGAAAACAG
This is a messenger RNA of Truncatella angustata, 2246 nucleotides long. RefSeq names its product fungal-specific transcription factor domain-containing protein. Gene Ontology annotation, cellular component: nucleus. Gene Ontology annotation, biological process: positive regulation of transcription by RNA polymerase II. The transcript is spliced from 5 exons. The record is from RefSeq and is a predicted model, not a curated record. Lineage: Eukaryota; Fungi; Ascomycota; Sordariomycetes; Amphisphaeriales; Sporocadaceae. Bases 92 to 2095 code for a protein of 667 amino acids. Gene Ontology annotation, molecular function: DNA-binding transcription factor activity, RNA polymerase II-specific; transcription cis-regulatory region binding; zinc ion binding.